AUGGGUCAAGCUCCAUCGAGUGGUGCGCCUGGAGGUGGUAAGAGGGACGGAAAGGAUAACAAAGACAAGAAAUCCAAAUGGGAACCACCCAUCCCAACCAGAGUAGGAAAGAAGAAGAAGAGAGGUCCAGAUGCAUCAUCGAGACUUCCAGCAGUCUAUCCCACGACUCGAUGCAAGCUCAAGAUGCUCAAGAUGGAGAGGAUCAAAGAUUAUUUGUUGAUGGAGGAGGAAUUCGUCGCCAAUCAAGCAUCACAAUCUGGUGAAGAUCGUACCGCGGCUGAUCGUACUCGAGUAGAUGAGCUCAGAGGAUCGCCUAUGGGAGUCGGAUCUUUGGAGGAGAUUAUCGAUGAUGAUCAUGCUAUCGUAUCUGUUGGGAACGGUCCAGAAUAUUAUGUUGGAAUCAUGUCUUUUGUCGAUAAAGACCUGUUAGAACCUGGAUGUUCGGUACUGCUACACCAUAAAACCCACGCCGUUGUUGGUGUUCUCGCUGAUGACACCGAUCCUAUGGUCUCGGUGAUGAAGCUUGACAAAGCUCCUACGGAAAGUUACGCAGACAUCGGUGGUUUGGAAACCCAAAUCCAGGAGAUUAAAGAAUCGGUAGAACUUCCUCUUACUCAUCCCGAAUUGUACGAAGAGAUGGGGAUCCGACCUCCGAAGGGUGUCAUCCUGUACGGUGUGCCCGGUACAGGUAAAACGUUACUCGCUAAAGCUGUAGCCAACCAAACAUCUGCCACUUUCUUGCGUAUCGUCGGAUCGGAACUCAUUCAGAAGUACUUGGGAGAUGGUCCAAAGUUAGUUAGAGAAUUGUUCAGAGUAGCAGAGGAAAACGCGCCAAGUAUCGUAUUCAUUGAUGAGAUUGAUGCGGUCGGUACCAAGCGAUAUGAUUCGACGUCUGGUGGUGAAAGAGAGAUUCAGCGUACCAUGUUGGAGUUACUGAAUCAAUUGGAUGGUUUCGACACCAGAGGGGAUGUAAAGGUUAUCAUGGCAACGAACAGAAUUGAAUCCCUUGAUCCCGCUCUUAUUAGACCUGGCCGAAUAGAUCGAAAGAUUGAAUUUCCUUUACCUGACACGAAAACCAAACGACAUAUCUUCAAGCUUCAUACAUCAAGGAUGUCUUUGGCUGAUGACGUCGAUCUGGAGGAAUUGGUAAUGACAAAGGAUGAUCUUUCCGGAGCCGACAUCAAGGCUGUGUGCAUCACCAAAGCCGAUUUUACUACUGCCAGAGAGAAGCCUGCCGGUCUGUAUUUAUAG
This is a messenger RNA of Kwoniella mangroviensis CBS 8507, 1251 nucleotides long. RefSeq names its product 26S protease regulatory subunit 4. Gene Ontology annotation, biological process: proteasome-mediated ubiquitin-dependent protein catabolic process. Gene Ontology annotation, cellular component: proteasome regulatory particle, base subcomplex. Bases 1 to 1251 code for a protein of 416 amino acids. Gene Ontology annotation, molecular function: proteasome-activating activity; ATP hydrolysis activity; ATP binding. The record is from RefSeq and is a predicted model, not a curated record. NCBI's taxonomy places the organism in Eukaryota, Fungi, Basidiomycota, Tremellomycetes, Tremellales, Cryptococcaceae. The transcript is spliced from 8 exons.